UUAUAUAUAGUUAUAUUAGAUAUGGCUUACUAGUAGUCGAUCAAGGGUGAGAGGGUCCCACUGAUGGCAGGCUUGGUCCCCUACCUUUCAGCAAAAAUAUGAGACAAAAUUUUUUUUACUGAUGAUCAUUGAAAUACCAUUAGAAAUGGCGCUAGAGGAACUGUUGGUGGUUUAGCAAACCCUUAAUCCCGCUUAUACACAACUGUCCAGACGGAUGUGGUUUAUGUGCAAAAGAGUAAGUGACGAGAGAACUUAUCAGUGUCCGAAAAUGAUGUUUGAUAUAUUUUACAAGCACAUCCUGUGGAAUGGUUGUUUUAUUGUUUUUAGUACACAAAUCCCUUACUUGAGACUUGAACCAAAAUUUGUCAAGAAUACUAGGUAGAUUGAAAAAUCAAGGGUAAAUCUCUCCUAACUUUUUUACCGAAGGAGGGAAAGAUUGCUUUGAACAAUCAGGAGGUUAAAUAAUCAAGGGUUCGAAGAAUCAGGAUACCAAUGCAUUCUCAAUAUUUUAUUAUUAUAGGGAAGAGUCCUUUGACUUCUUGGACGAUGAAGAAGAUACAAAGCCGAGACCGAAUCCCUUUAAUGAUGACUUAGGCUCGUUUGCUGUCUUGGACUCUGGUGCUAGCUGGGUCAGUAAAGAAGAAGUUGCAGACUUUAUGAAGCAGUCUCGUCGUUUGGCACUGAAUGAGGAUGAUGAUGAUGACAAGGACUUAGGGCCAGCAUGGGGAGGUCCAGAGUACAGCUUACCUUCAGGCAAGCCACGCUCAGAUUCAGCUGCUAAGUCAGUGCGGACACGACCUGCGCAAAUGACAGCUACUGGUACUUCAAGCAAUAUCACGACAACUAAACAAAGUUCUUACUUGGAAAGUACCACAGGAAAAACUCCACCCAAAAGACCAGUUCCACCGAGCUCAUCUGUACAACGAUCUGUUACUUCUACAUCAACUUCCUCAACUGCUGUUUCAUCCUCCUCAUCGACUCAUGUGUCAGCAGCAGCUAUAAGGAAUCAGACUCCUAAAGGACCAGCUACCAAAACGGCUUUACAAACUGCAUCAUCAUCAAUCAAUGAUGUCAUCAGCAGUGCACCUCAGGUAUCUGUCACAGAAUAUAACAAGCUUCAAGCUGAAAUUCGUCAAUUAAGAAGUGAUCUGCUGGCAGCAAGGAAUGAUAAAUCAGGCGUGCCAUCAGCCCAAGAAACUGUAAAGAAAAUUAUCCGUGGUCAGCCCUACACACUUGAAGUGUACAAGUCAUUAAAAGAAAAAUUGGCUCUCCUUGACUGUGCCAUAAAGAUGCANUCCACCCAGAGAGUUGCCUGGAGAGGGGCAAACUCGUUCCCAGGGUCCUUUCUCUGCCUCGAGAGCCUGAGACCCUGGAAACAAGGCUGGAUAGGGGAUGUUUACCUUUGCAUGCUAUCUAGAUCUGUGGGUAAAUUAGAGGAAGCCGCGGUAAGCACAUGUACUUUCAGAAAGUUAGCGUAG
This is a messenger RNA of Orbicella faveolata, 1478 nucleotides long. RefSeq names its product spermatogenesis-defective protein 39 homolog. Gene Ontology annotation, biological process: intracellular protein transport; vacuolar transport. The record is from RefSeq and is a predicted model, not a curated record. Gene Ontology annotation, cellular component: cytoplasm. Lineage: Eukaryota; Metazoa; Cnidaria; Anthozoa; Scleractinia; Merulinidae.